GCUGGCCGUUGGCCAGGAUAAAGCGGAACGAUCGUACAGUCAAACAAAUAAGUUCAGGUUUGUGGCCUCUUUUAGGCUCUCAAAAGUUAGUAGGUGAUGUACUGAAUGCUAGUGAUGAUCUCAAGUUUUUCCCAGCUUGCAUUAAAGAAAAGCAAUCUUUUGGGUUUCUAUCACAUAGCAAGAAAGAGCUCCACAGGAGAUGGGGUGCAUUUGGGCUCCCUGCCUUUAUCUCGAGUACAUUUUGACAGCUCCCUAGAGAGAAGGAGUGUGAUUCCUGGCACCAAUAGGCUAAUUCAAUUUUCUUCAGCUGCAAUUGCCUUGUCAGAAUAUUCAUGAGGUGGGGAAUGAGUACCGGUGCCACAGGCAUACAGUGCCGGCAGUUAGAGGAAAGGAGCAAUCAAAGACAGGACUUCUUCUGUGCUAAAGGAGUGGGUUUCUUCUUCAGAGGCAGUAAAAAAAGAAAAAAAAAAAAACCUUGUCUCUAUUCUUGUGAAGCCCUGAUCUUGUCUAUACUGUAGCAGCAGUGGCAGAGCAGGCAGUGUGCAUGUGUAUUCUCGAUUUCUUUUCUAUUUUGAUCAUUUUUCCUGCUACUUUUUUCAUUUUUGUGGGCUUACUUAUUACUUUUAUAGAGCAGUGUUUAAUACACACUGUGUAUUAUUUAACUGCUCUUUACUCUACAACUCAGCUGCUUUCUUGGAGGAUGGAGUGACGCAAACUUUUCUGAAAUCAAAAUGAUAGGAGGAAAACAAGGCAAGAAAAUUGCAGUGCAUCAGUAAAAGAGUGCAAAGAAUACUGUAUUCAAAGAAGACAUCUUCCAAAAAACCCAUCCACUAAACUACUAAGUAUUUUGCUUUAAUUACAACUUUUUCCUCUUUCAAAAAGGAGCAUUCUUCUGAACAUUCACUGCACUUUGACAUUUUCUUUCUAAAAUGACCAACAAUCAAUAUUUGAAAGCCACGUUUCUCAUGUGUACUGCAAUUCUAGCAAGUGUACUGCACACUACUAGUAAGGCCCUCACGUUGCAACCGAAUGGAGAGCAAAAAGGUCAAGUGGAAAAUGUUGACAGGGCAAUGCAUCACUUAAGGGUGAAAAGAGGCUGGGUCUGGAAUCAGUUCUUUGUUCUGGAAGAGUAUACCGGCUUGGAGCCUUUGUAUGUUGGCAAGCUUCAUUCGGACAUGGACAGAGGUGAUGGGUCUAUCAGGUACAUCCUUUCUGGAGAAGGUGCUGGCACAAUGUUCACUAUUGAUGACAACACUGGUGACAUUCAUGCAAUUCAGCGGCUGGACAGAGAAGAGAAAGCCCAGUAUGUUCUCCGUGCCCAGGCAGUGCAGAGACAGACUGGCAUGCCAUUGGAACCUGAGUCAGAGUUUAUUGUUAAAAUUCAAGACAUUAACGACAAUGAACCCCAGUUCCUGGAUGGACCUUACAGAGCAUCUGUACCUGAAAUGUCAAUGACAGGAACCUCUGUUUUACAACUGACUGCCACUGAUGCUGAUGACCCAACGUAUGGAAACAGUGCCAGGGUUGUGUAUAGCAUUAUGCAGGGUCAGCCUUACUUUUCUGUGGAGCCAAAAACAGGCAUCAUCCGAGUGUCUCUGCCCAACAUGGAUCGGGAAGCCAAAGAACAUUAUGAAUUGAUCAUUCAAGCCAAAGAUAUGGGUGGCCAGCUGGGAGGUUUGGCUGGUACCACAACUGUCAAUAUCACCCUCACUGACGUCAAUGACAAUCCUCCUAGAUUCCCACAGAAGCUUUACCAGAUGAGUGUUCCAGAGUCUGCUCCAGUUGGCUCUAUAGUUGGAAGAGUCAGAGCCAAAGACCUGGAUGUGGGAAUCAAUGCUGAGAUGCGGUACACCAUCAUUGACGGAGAUGGGAGAGACACAUUUGACAUUAACACAGACCCUACCAAUCAAGUUGGAAUUAUUACAAUAAAAAAGCCACUCGACUUUGAAAGCAAAAAGAGCUACACCUUAAAAAUAGAAGGUGCCAAUACACAUGUGGACUCAAGAUUUCUGAACAAGGGCCCUUUCAGCGAUGUAACCAUCGUACAUAUCAGUGUGGAGGACGUUGAUGAACCCCCAAAAUUUGACUCCAGCUCCUAUUAUGUUGAGGUGGCAGAAGAUGUGGAGAUUGGCACAGUCUUUCAGAUUGUAUCUGCAAAAGACCCUGAUAUAUCCAAUAAUUCAGUUAGGUAUUCUAUUGAUAGAAGCAGUGAUCGUGAAAAGUAUUUUUACAUAGAUCUCACAUCCGGAGCAUUGAUGCCUGCUAGGCCCUUGGAUCGUGAAGAAAUCUCUUGGCACAACAUUACAGUUCUUGCUGUGGAAAUGACCAAUCCAUCACAAUUUGGAACUGUGUCUGUUAUGGUUAAAGUCCUUGAUGUUAAUGACAACCCCCCAGAACUGGCAAAGUACUAUGAAGCAUUUGUUUGUGAGAAUACCAAAGCUGGGCAGCUGAUUCAGACGGUGACUGCUGUGGACUUAGAUGACCCUCUUGCAGGCCAACAUUUCUAUUAUAGCCUGGCGCCCGAGGCAGCUAACAACCCAAACUUCACCCUCAGAGACAAUCAAGACAACACUGCAUUUGUACUGACCAGGAGAGGAGGGUUCAGUCAGCAGGAACAGAGCAUCUACUACCUUCCUAUCCUCAUAUCAGAUGGAGACCAGCCCAUGCAGAGCAGCACUAGCACCCUCACGAUCAGAGUGUGUAGUUGCGAUGCAGAUGGGAAUGUUAUGUCUUGUACGGCAGAACCAUACACGCUUCCUGUAAGCCUGAGUAGAGGAGCUCUAAUUGCCAUUCUUGCCUGCAUUUUUGUGUUACUUGUGAUGAUUCUGCUUAUCCUUUCACUACGGAAUUAUAAGAAGAAACCCUACUUAACAGAUGAAGAGGAAAAUGUGCAUGAGAAUAUUGUGCGCUAUGAUGAUGAGGGUGGGGGAGAAGAGGACACAGAAGCCUUUGACAUUGCUGCCAUGUGGAACCCCAGGGAAGCUCAGCUCUCUAAGAUCAGACAGGACAUGGUGCCCGAGAUUGAAAGCCUUUCACGCUACGUUCCACAGACCUGCAUGAGAGAAAGUAAUGUUCACAGCUAUGUACUUUCCAAACUCUAUGAGGCUGACACAGACCUCUGCGCUCCCCCUUAUGAUUCAUUACAGACCUAUGCCUAUGAGGGGGAGGGGUCAGUGGCAGAUUCCCUUAGCUCUUUGCAGUCAGUCUCUACAAACAAUGACCAUGACUACGACUACCUUAGUGAAUGGGGUCCACGCUUUAAAAAGUUGGCUGAUUUGUAUGGUGUCUCAGAGGCGAAUGAUGUACUGUGGUAACCAUUUGGCCAACAACACCAGAUCUAUUCUGCAUAUUACAGAAAUUUUGCAAAUAAUAACUGUGCCCUUAUGCCUGUAGGGUGUAUAUGACUGAGAACUCAAAGAGUGGUCACAGUUGCAGUUCAAGGGGCAUUCUUCAAAAUGUCAUAUAAUUCAAAAUAAAAAAAAUGAAUAUGUGAAAACUGAGAUGUUCGGAUUUUUAACAUCAUACAAUAAAAAAAUUGGCAAGAUUCUUCAAUGGAGGACUUCGGAUCUUGUGAUAAAAAUGAGCAUGAUCGACUGGAGAGUAACGCAAUCUAAUGACGCAGUGCUCACUCAGACUAACCCUACAAAAUGGAGGAACAAGGCUCAGCAAUGUGCUGCCUAGAAAAUAAAUACAUUAUGCUUGAUAUUGCAGUUACUACUUGUAUGUCUUGGAUGGACCCUUACUUUAGGUCUGCUUAGAGAUAGACUAUAGUAGUUGUAUCCAUAUGACCAUAUCAACUUCAAAAGAAAUGCAUUUCUUUUUAUAUUUCCAUCCUGCUAGAAGGUUCCAGAAUUGAGGUGAAAUAAUUCAAUUCUGUGUAAACAAAUAGGUUUUCAUUUGAAAUGACACAAGAUUUUAAACCUUUAUGCAACUGAAUAAUCCUUUAGACAACACAUUAAAAUAUAAAGAAUGUUUUUAUAAUUUGAUUUAUUUUAACAUUUUCAUAUUUCAUUUAAAAUAUGAUAAGCAAUAUGUACUGUAUAUGUAGCUUACAAGUUCCAUUGUAGAAAACUGAACCACUUAUCACAUCCUGUGUUCAUUGGUUUAAUUUGGACUAUAAAUUGUAUACCAGACAUAAUUUAAAAAAUGUAUUCAUAUAUAUAUAUAUAUAUAUAUAUAUAUAUAUAUAUAUAUAUAUAUAUAUAU
Molecule: messenger RNA, 4206 nt
Organism: Erpetoichthys calabaricus (reedfish)
Lineage: Eukaryota; Metazoa; Chordata; Cladistia; Polypteriformes; Polypteridae
Product: cadherin-20-like
Exons: 12
Coding region: 930-3314 (794 amino acids)
Biological process (GO): cell-cell junction assembly; calcium-dependent cell-cell adhesion; adherens junction organization
Cellular component (GO): catenin complex; adherens junction; plasma membrane
Molecular function (GO): cadherin binding; calcium ion binding
Source: RefSeq, a predicted model, not a curated record